AUCAGAAGCAGCAGCAAGUCUCCAGUCCUUAUCUCACACCAUGCAGCAUCUCAACAUUUCCAGCCACAAUUCCACUUCCUGGAACACCAAAGACGUUGCCACCAGUGUUGUCCUUGGAUUGUGCUGUGUGGUGGGCAUCCCCGGAAACCUUCUGGUCGUAGUGGCAAUAAGCCGGCACCUUCGCAAGGCCUCCCUGAUGGUGAAGCUGAUGCUGAACUUGGCCCUGACAGACAUCUUGUCCCUGCUUAUGGUGCCCUUGUGGAUAGUGGCCCUACUAGAAGGUUGGCCGUAUGGACACGCUGCUUGCAAGAUCCUCUCCUAUGCUAUCUACUGCGGCCUGUAUGCCAGCGUCCUGACCAUCACCCUGAUGAGCAUCCAUCGCUACCUGAAGGUUCUGCGACCGUUCUGCAAGGCCAGGCUCCAACUAGGGGGGAGAGACGAGAGGGUUCUGCUGGCCUCCUUAUGGGCCAUGGCAUGCUUCCUGGCAAUUCCAGCAGCCAUUUUGCGGAAGGUAGAGGAGGCUGGGAGCGGGAGACCAGCCUGCAUACCUCACUUCCACUCGCAUCUGGAGGAGGCCACCAUACUCCUUCUGGAGACCCUUCUGGGGUUCCUGGUCCCAGGUGUCAUCCUUACCGCCUCCUACCUCUGCAUCAUCCAUAGAGUGGGUCGCUCCCCCGUCCUCUCUAGCCAUAGGCUCAACCAACUGGUCACCUGGGUGGUAGUGGCCUUCUUCUUAUUCUGGGCCCCCUGGCAUGCCUUGAACCUGGUGCAAGCAGCGGCUACCUUUGUAGAGGGGGAGAGGCCAGGGAGGGAGGUAGGGGCGAGGCUGCGGAAGGCCAUCAGGCAAGGCCAUAAUGUGGCAGGAGCCCUCACUUUCCUCAACAGCAGCCUGAACCCCUUCCUGUACGCCUUUGCCUCUCGGAGCCUGCGGAAUGGCAGCAGCCUGCUGAAGAGGAUGGAGCGUGUCUGUCACCCCAAGUUUCCUGACAAGCCUGAACCAGACCGCAGGAGGGCCGUGCUGGGUAUCUCGUCCAUUGACAUCACCCUCGCCACAACGGCCGAGCUGCGUCCCAUGCAGCCAGCAUCCAGUCUUUCGUCUGAGCUCAAACCAAGGUGUGUUCCAGACACCCAAAAAUCCUCUCUUUAGA
Molecule: messenger RNA, 1148 nt
Organism: Conger conger (European conger)
Lineage: Eukaryota; Metazoa; Chordata; Actinopteri; Anguilliformes; Congridae
Product: leukotriene B4 receptor 1-like
Exons: 1
Coding region: 41-1147 (368 amino acids)
Biological process (GO): immune response; G protein-coupled receptor signaling pathway
Cellular component (GO): membrane
Molecular function (GO): G protein-coupled receptor activity
Source: RefSeq, a predicted model, not a curated record